CCCGACGCAGUCGCGCGCCGACACGCGGAGAGGGUAAUAAUAGCCGACAACUUAAAUGUGCAACGCAUCCAAUUGAUAAAAUAAAUAAAUAAAUUGAAUUGGUGCGCGAAUUAAUGCUGAUUUCCGAAGGUUAACAUCAAAUAAUAACAAUAAUAAAAUUCCCAGCGCACACGUAUCGCUAAUAUCCAGAUACGAUGGGACUGGUCGCACUUCAUUCUGUGAGCCUUGGUCGUGUGAAUAUCGGCGAAGUGUUUCUCUGAUAGAGUGACAAAGAUCGUCCGCCAGAGGAGUACAGUACAAGAACAGUUACCAAGUAGUUACCAUACUAAAAUACCAUUCCUAUUAUUUCGUAAUUUUUUGGUAGUUUUUGGAUUUUUUAAAAAUAUUUCUUAACGUGUUGUAAACAAAAAUCAUUGUGUUUAUCAUGGCUACCGAAGAGGACCGAUCACUGCAUUCCAGCAUGUCGUUGCCGAUGUGGAUGAGGGGCCGGGGGCGAAUGCACACAAAAUUAGACUUUGAUCAGAGCACAUUUUCACCACCGGAGAACGACGAUAACUUCCUGUAUAUUCGUUAUCCUGUGAAACAACCUCCACCUCAGCAAGACACGCAGACUAUCCUGGUAAACGAUCAGGGUGGUAUUAAACUCGACAUUUCCAAACAUACAGAGCCUUGUAAAGAUUAUAUUCUUGGAAAAACAAAUCCGUCAAAAGCUCAGGUUGUGAACGGUAACGGCCAGCUGAAGUCAGCUGGAACCGAUGACGGCUUCAAGAGCCCUGAGGCAUCAGCGUGUGGCACGUCAGUGAUCAGGGUGGCGUCCCAAAUGGUCUCCGGAAAGGUGGUGAAGGGUUUUGAGACCUUCGAAGAUGAAGAAAAGGAACACAUGCGCGCGAUAGGCUUCGAUCCGCAUUUGAGACGCGGAAGUCGAUCGUUGCCUGCGUCCCCAUUGCAGUCUCCGAAUUCGUCACCUAAAAGCAAACGCAAGCAUGGUAAUAAGUACUUCACCAAUUCACCAGCCACUGCAGGCGCGUAUGCUGACGAUAAGAAACCCGGCAGUAUACUUGCUGGUCUACUAGCAAAGCGGGACAUGUCACGAUCUGUGACUUCCAUCGCCGAGGAGCAGCAGACUGUUGCGGAUGCAGGUCUACGACUUUCGUUCCUGCAAGCUGGUGAUACUUCCGCAGCGGGCGAAAAGAAGUCGACGGCGAAGGCCAAGCCGUCACAUCUGCGUGAGAUGAACUUCUGGUCGCCAACGUCGAUGUAAAACAUCAAUACUCUUUACUUGCACUUUCUAUCGAGGUGUUGAUUGAUUUUCUUUUCUCUUAACAAGUUUAUACUCUACUAUAUAACGUGUUCUUCAUUCGGACGAAGGACUUUACCUCUUAGACGAAGGAGCGCUGCAGAUGCCUUCAUCGACUUGUUACCUACAUGAAACUGUUUAUCUCUCGGGUCCAUUGUUGAUGAUAUUCUUUGUUUUUUAAAUCGAAAAUCGCGGCUGUUUUUUUUUGUAACAAAUCAAAUCUGGAUGGUCGAGGAUUAUUUAAGUAACUUAUUUUUGAGAUUGCGGGCUAUGACAACACAUGUAGAGGCGGCAAGUGCGGCGGAGGAGAUAACAAAGAGCAAUAUGCAAACGAUAGGUAUGAAUAAUGUAAUUUAAGACGAUGUUGUCGGACAUGAGAUGGAAUACUUAUCGGAUGUUUUGUAUGUUUACUCUGUUAUAAACUAUACUAGACUUAUUUCCGAAUCAAAAUUAUUUUGUAGAAUAUAAGGAAAAUUACGAA
This is a messenger RNA of Dalotia coriaria, 1778 nucleotides long. RefSeq lists its product as uncharacterized. The coding region runs from base 425 to 1261 and encodes 278 amino acids. The record is from RefSeq and is a predicted model, not a curated record. The transcript is spliced from 4 exons. NCBI's taxonomy places the organism in Eukaryota, Metazoa, Arthropoda, Insecta, Coleoptera, Staphylinidae.